CGUCCCCGUGUGUCCCUGCUGCAGGGAGGGCACAGCAGGGCCCAGGCUCCGCUCCAGGGGCCCAGCAAUGGCACCAGAGGCCACGGACACCAAGUGAUGCCCAGGAAAUUCCACCUGGACAUGAGGCAGAACUUCCCUGUGCAGUGCCCAAGCCCUGAACAGAUUGUCCAGAGAGGGUGUGGAGUCUCCUCCCUGGGGAUAUUCCAGAGCCAUCUGGACACAGUCCUGUGCUAUGGGAUGAGCCUGCUGGAGCAAAAGGUGGGAUCAGGUGACUCCGGUCCCUUCCAGCCUCGCCCAUCCUGCGACUCCAUGAACGUGGCUGUGGGAGCCGUGCUCUGGAAGAGGGCAGCCCCGCUGGGGCCCAUGCCCAACGAGGACGUGGACGUGGGGAACCUGGAGGUGCUGCAGAAGUACCGCAGCUUCACGCGCUACCUGCGGCAGGCGGAGCGGGCGAGCCGGGAGCCGCGCUGGUGGAACACCUACCGCCAGCACACCAACCCCCCUGCAGAGCCCGAGACAGACAUUGGCCUGCCACGUGAGAAGCCACCACGGGCAAAGGAGCUCAAGGAAAGAAAGAGGAUCCUGAGGGAGAAUCGCCAGAAUGCUGAGAUGGAACGAGCGGCGCGGCUCCGCACUGUGCUCAUUCCCCUGGACGAGGUCAGGGCUGAGUGGGAGAGGACGAGUGGCCCAUUUCACAAGCAGCGUGUGGCCAAGCACUGCGGGGUGUUCCGGGACCUGUUCAAGGGGGCCACCUUCACCCCCUGGGUGGCCCUGAGGGUGCAGUACAGCCAGGAGGACGAGCACCUCGUGCCAGUCUACUACGGGAACAUGGUGACUCCAUCAGAGGCUUCCAGUCCCCCUGAAGUGUCAUAUGAGGCAGACAGAGGCUCCCUCUGGACCCUGUUGCUCACAAAUCCAGAUGGACAUUUGAGGGAUGCAGACUCCGAGUACCUCCACUGGCUGGUGACCAACAUCCCAGGCAGUGACAUCAAGGCUGGUAAGGAGAUGUGCCACUACCUGCCCCCCUUCCCUGCCAUGGGGACGGGCUACCACCGCUUCAUCUUCCUGCUCUUCAAGCAACACGGUCCCAUCGACUUCAGCCAGGACGCUCGGCCAGCACCAUGCUACAGCCUGAAGAUGAGAACCUUUAGUACAUUUGACUUCUACAGAAAGCAUAAGGAUGCCAUGACCCCGGCAGGGCUGGCAUUCUUCCAGUGUCAGUGGGACAGCUCUGUCACUUCCACCUUCCAUCAGCUGCUCAACAUGAGGGAGCCCGUGUUCGAGUUCGUGCGGCCGCCCCCCUACCACCCUCCGCAGGUGAAGUUCCCUCGCCACCAGCCCCUGAGGUACCUGGACAGGUACCGAGACACAGAGGAGCCCACCUACGGCAUCUACUAGGAGCUGUCCCCCUCUGUGACCGUGGGAUGCUGGCUCCUGGAUUUCCUGUGCUCCCCUCAGUGCCUCAGGAGGGAAUGACAAAGUCUGAGCCCCUCAGCUCUCAGUUCCCCUGUGCUGGGAGCUGGUGUUGGGUGUGCACAGAGCUGGCAGCUGCGUGGUCAAGAGGCUGCUCAGUGAGAACAUUCAAAGCGAAUCCAUGGCCAGGCUGAAACCUUGCUCCUGAUUCUGCAUCUCUCCAGAGACAAUCUGCCUUGCUUCCCUGCAAGGAUUGCAGUUUUCGUUUUGCCUGUUUAUUGAACAAAGAGAGCCAGGCCAGUCUGGAUUUCUUCCUCUCACAGUGCUGUGGUUCAGGAGUGUGUCAGAUUUUAUUUGUGCAGUCCUUCUGGAGGGAUGAAUCUGAUUAAACACUCUCUGAGUA
Taeniopygia guttata (zebra finch) is the source of this 1816-nucleotide messenger RNA. NCBI's taxonomy places the organism in Eukaryota, Metazoa, Chordata, Aves, Passeriformes, Estrildidae. The record is from RefSeq and is a predicted model, not a curated record.